AUGUGGGAAGAUGCCACUCACUACUUCAUCCACUCAGGUACCAAUGCCAAAGAUCAUCAACAGGCAGGGCUGCUCACUGUCGUCUCCAAGCGCAUUGUCGACAAGGGCUCACUUAGAUUCGUCUCGGCCAUCGAUGGCCGACUCAUGCGUGUACAGUUCAAGCACGGCCCGCGACAGGUUGAUGUCAUUAAUUUCUAUCAACACACCUGGAGGCCUACGAAACACGUUCAGUCUCUCCGUCACAAGGCAUGGGACUCACUUACACAGCAAAUUCAGGCAGUCCCACUUCGCAGCAGACUCUUGGUUGGGGGAGACUUUAACACUCCGUGCACCGCCUCCACCCCACAUGCUGGCCCGCAUGUGUUGCCCAAACCCGAUCACGGCAUUCAGGAUGCUGACGACCUGCAAGCCAUAGUACAGGGGCUCGAUCUGAUUUUCCUUAACACGUUCUCCCAGGCAGUCCCUGCACACACAUACCAGUGGAACCAGCAGAGGUCACAAAUCGACUUCUGGCUGACCCGUCGGCUACAGGCAGGCGGUAAAGCCAGGUUAGCUGGCCCCAUGCCCGACUUCCAUGUAGGACGCUGGAGAGGCGGCCCUCGCCACACACCAGUGCAGGCAAGCCUCAUGUACCAUUGGCAGCCCUGGGAACAUCGCCAGUUUCAGCACCUCACAAAUCAGACAGAGGUUGAUCGCCUCGACAUCCUGCGCGCGAGCAGCGCUGCGGAUGAUCCGCGGAUCCCUCGCUUCCGUGCGGACAUCCAGACCUUAGUUAGCCAAGGCCCGCUGUCCAUAGAGCAACUUCAGACCAAGGUUUUCGAGCUAGCCUGCAUUCACUUCCCUAAGCGGCCCCCCCAGCGAGCGGAGAAACCUUGGCAGGAUGGCACCCUCACCCAUUAUGCCGAGACCAUGUGGGGACACUUCCGCAGUACUUGGGAGCUGUCAUUUCCUAUCGUAAUUUCCGGUCCCUCACGCUUGAGCACCGUAUUGGUAAGUGUAAGGCGACGCAACAACGGCUUCGCAAGAUUCUGCAAGGCCGCCGGGGGCUCACACUUGGGCAGAGGGUCCUUCUCUGGAGAUCGACUGUUUUACCCAGCGCGCUCUACGGCCUUGGAGCCUGUGGACUCACAACGACACAGACGCAGCGUCUACAUCAGGUGUGCCGUCCCGACCCAGGCUAUGGAUCCACAGGCGCACCAGAUGCCCCCGCCUACGGUUCACACUCCCCGCGAUAGUAAUGUGGAGGAAGCGGGGACUGCUGCAGCCCCAGUCAUCAUGAUCCCCAGACGGACCAACUACCGGCGGUGCCCGGUGAGCCCAGAGAUGUUCGGACCUCUCCUGGGGAAGAGGGCCACUCCUACUGCAGAGCCGGACCAGCAGAGCACCACGGAGCGCCCCAACAAGUCGGGAAAGCAGAACGAAGGGGGGAAAGGCAAGGGGCCCAACAAGAGGCAGCCGGGACGCUACAGAGGUGGUGGCAGAAGCUCCCUACAGGGAGACCAGGAGGCCAUCGACACAUUGAGAUUGAGCACCGGGUGGAUCUGGUGGCUUCGCAUCCCGGAGCCCACCGUGAUCCCCACCUUGAUCGAGGCGGCGGAGCUGUGGCGCGAACAGGCGGUGAAGAAGGACAGCAAGCUCCAAGACACGCCACUCAAGCAGGCCAUGUUUUGGAGUAUGAUGCAGUUCGUCAUCAACACGUUGGAGCAGCUGUCCGAGGCGAACACAACCCUGGCCAAGAACUCAGGCUGGAUCGACAGCAGCGGUCGCUGGGUGUUUCAACGCUGGAAUCCCGAAAUGCGUGCGCUCGAGGUGGACAGCCACCGAAGUGCACUCACUCACGAGGAGCUUCUCAGGAUCAGCAAGGAGAUUCAGUCACUGAUCCAUCCAGAGACACUCUCUCGCUUUCAUGUGCUUCGACAGCUCGAGCCGCAGAUGGAGGGCCAAACAGUGCGAGUCAUGAUGGACAUCGCGCUCAGAUGCCCAGAGGCGACGCAGUUGUUUCACGGCCUCUCGGCGUUGCAGGGGAACUCAUCACUCCAACUAGUCGGGUUGCAGUUCAAGCGCUCGACCAUGCAGCGCCCGCCACUCAUCAAGCAGAUGUGGAUUCUGAAAGGGGAUUUUCUUUGGCAGGUGCCCAGGCAGGCUGCCCUGGAGGUUCAUGCUGUCAGGCUGGAGGGAGCCCAUGUACAACAAAUUGAGGAGGCGGGUUGCAGCCAGGCUAUCUCUCUCGAGUUGCCACCCGGGGAGCAGCUGAGCGCCCAGCACCCACCAAUGCUUUUGAUGCUUCAGUUCUCACGAUACUCUUUUGGACCGACAGGUGCACACAAGAAUCAUGUCAACAUUGAGUGGCCACGAACCCUGAACAUCCCGCUCUUCGUUGACGCAGGUCUAGAUUCUUGCAACAUCACGUACACCGUAGAGGCGGCGAUUCUACACCGAGGUGACAGGAUCACCUCAGGACAUUAUACCACCCUCCUACACACCGCAGGUGAAACUAUGUUCUGCGAUGAUGGAGAUGUGCCUCAGCCCCUUGCAGCCAACACGAGCCUUGUGGUUGGCCCUCACUUUUGUUCCGGGGAGGUUUACAUGCUGAUUUGCAGGCGUGGGGAAGCGCCGACGCAUUAA
This is a messenger RNA of Symbiodinium necroappetens, 2625 nucleotides long. The record is from the annotation of a GenBank genome assembly. Lineage: Eukaryota; Dinophyceae; Suessiales; Symbiodiniaceae.